Molecule: messenger RNA, 2721 nt
Organism: Paralichthys olivaceus (Japanese flounder)
Lineage: Eukaryota; Metazoa; Chordata; Actinopteri; Pleuronectiformes; Paralichthyidae
Gene: b3glctb
Product: beta 3-glucosyltransferase b
Cellular component (GO): membrane
Molecular function (GO): acetylglucosaminyltransferase activity
Source: RefSeq, a predicted model, not a curated record
UUAAAGUACUAAAGUACAUGAAGUAACAAAGUACCUGUACUCAGUUUCAUGUGUACUAAUACAAAAAGUGUCUGAGCUUCACUGAGCUGCAGCGGUAGUGACCUGGUGUCCGCUAGAGGUCGCUGCAGCUCCACCGUGCUCGGCCGCUGUUAGCAUGUAGCCGCUAACACGUUUCACCGGCCGCCAUGAAAACACGGAGACUUUAGACGGAGCAGCGGAGGAGUCAUGUCGCUCCGGGAUGUGGCGGAAGGAUGUCAACUCUUCGCGGUGCUGCUCCUGGUUCUGGGUCCCUCUGCUGAAGACAGACACACUGGUUGUGCUCAUGCAGCGGAGCACCAGGCGCACACUGCACACAGAUCUGCUGUGUGUUUCUCAGCACUGGAGGAGGUGGUCUUUGUGAUCCAGAGUCAGAGAAACUCCUACCACGCCCGUCGAGGGGUCCAGAGGAGGACGGAGAUUCUGCAGCAGGCGGCAGAACUUGGACAGGGAGUUCCGGUUGUUGUUCUUCUUCAUGAGCUGUCGGAGUAUGCAGGGGAUUGGAGUAUCCUCCCUGCGCUUCCUCAUCUCUCUGCCACAUGCGGCCAAUCAGCUUCCUGGUUUUUCUUCAUAGAGGAAGAGACCAGAGUCUCACUGGCUGCUCUGCUGCAGGUCCUCCACAGGUAUCAAGGCCACAAGGAAUGGUUUUUGGGUAAACGUCUCCAUGACAACGAGGCUUCCAUCAUCCACCAUUAUGCGUUCUCUGAAGACCCCAGUUCCUUUGGUUACCCUGACCCUGCAGCAGGCUGGGCACUCAGCACGCCUCUGCUCCACAGACUCACUGAGCGGAUCCGACACGGCCACCUGAAGUCAGAUUUUACCAUCGACUUGAAACAUGAGAUUGCUCUGUAUAUUUGGGAGGAAGGACGUGGACCAAAGCUGACAUCAGUUCCAGAGUUCUGCACAGAGUCAAGAGACGACUGCGCUACCACAUUUACAACCUACCUGCCUAACUGUGGAGAGUCGGUCUCGAAGAAUGACGUGUUUGUUGCUGUGAAAACUUGCCAGAAAUUCCACAGGGAGCGAGUGCCAGUGGUGAAAGCUACAUGGGAGAGGGACGCUGGGUUUCUGGAGUAUUACAGUGAUGUCGCUGACGCCUCCAUACCCACCGUCAGCCUGGGAGUGCCCAACACUGAGAGAGGACACUGUGGGAAGACAUUUGCCAUCUUGAGGCGGUUCCUUAGUGACACUGUGCCAAAGGCUGAUUGGCUUCUCAUUGUUGAUGAUGAUACACUCAUCAGUUUACCCAGAUUGCGGCGACUGCUGCGUUGCUAUGAUCCAAAGGAAGCGGUGAGCCUCGGGGAGAGAUAUGGCUACAGCCUGGUUAACCACGGAUACAGCUACACCACAGGAGGAGGAGGGAUGGUGCUUAGUAGGCCUGCAGUCUUCAGGCUCGUCUCCAGUGGUUGUAGAUGCUACACUGAUGACGCUCCUGAUGACAUGGUGCUGGGCCGGUGCUUCACUUCCCUCGGUAUCCCCAUCACACACAGUCCCCUGUUCCACCAGGCCCGACCGGAUGACUACAACGACACGCUGAUCUCCUUGCAGCAGGCCAUCUCCUUCCACAAGCACUGGAACAUAGAUCCUGUGGCUGUCUACAAACACUGGCUGCAGGAAACACACCCACGAGAUGAACUGUAGAAACACUGCACUGUAACAAACUGUAGAAAUGUUGAGCUAUAGCGCACAGUUAACAAAGUGCAAAGACACCGGAAAAUAAUUCUCACAAGACUUAAUAUCUACAUAAAUCAAUAUGCUCAAGAGUUUAACUCAUCUUGGAUAAAUAAACUGCACAAUCACAGCAAAAUGUACCUAACUUAGAGACGAUGCUAAUGUUUCUUGUCAGGAGAUAAUUGUUUGUUAACAUAUUUGCCAGUAUCGGUGUUUAAGCCAUUGAUAAGUGGAUGGUGGUGUCUUAAAAACGUUUUUGACCAAAAAUAUGAAAUAAUACAUCUUAAAAUCUGUCUGGAAAAUCAGCUCAACAUGCAUCAACUUCAUUGAUAAAGAAUAUGGAGAACUUACUGUCGACAACAACUAUUUUUGUGUUUUGGUUGAGCAUCAGUCAGAGUCUGCAUCUGUAAGUCAAUACUGAAGUCCCUGUUUGUUGCUUGUUUUGUGAGUCGCUGGUGUUGUCACUUUAUCCCCAAACUGAACAUGAACUCAGACAGAAUCCAUACAUACACAGAUGGUCCUCGUCAACGUGAAGACACCAAACCAACGGGUGGCGACAUAACCCGAACUGACAAGUCAGGACGACCAAUGAAAACAAAAAUUACAUCUGAACAUUUUUACCCCCGGAGGGAGUUUUACAAAAAGACUUGAAAUGCAGCAACAGUGGAUGAUUAGAUCUUUAAUUUAUUAAUGAGUGAUUAUUCCAAUGUAUUUUUUAAUGUUUGACAAGCACCUUUUUCCAGAAAAGUAAAACCAGAUCUUUAUGUUUUUCCUUUUCUUAUUUUUGUUUGUUUUGUAUCUGUGAAACAAAAAGUUUACCAAGUUGAUUACAACUGCAUUUGUGAUUCUCUAAAGGAUUUUUUCAAUUGAAUUUAUUAUAAUUUUAUAUUUUUGUGAGGCAGUCCGUGUGUGUGUGUGUGUGUGUGUGUGUGUGUGUCAGGUGGCAAGCCUGUAUAAAAAUGCCAUUUUAGAGCUAAAAUAUAAAUGUCUGUGCGCGUACUGAAGAAAAUAAAA